UGGUGGUUAAAUAUCUCUGACUGAUACUAUAUUUGUGCUGACUCGGAAAGUGAAGUCUUAGUCACUUUGUGCGCUGCGGCUGUUGGUGAAUUGAGUUGAACUUGUUAAGCUACCGUGUUACCCGUGUAUUGAUUCAAAGUUCAGUAUGAGUCUCCAGUGGACAAUAAUUGCUGCCUUUCUAUAUGCAGAAAUUGCUGUUGUGCUUCUGUUGGUGUUGCCUGUUGCUUCACCGCAAAGAUGGCAAAAAAUUUUCAAGUCAAGAUUCUUAAAAAGCCUCACAAGCCAGGCACAAAUCUAUUUCGUUGUGUUGCUGGCAGUGCUGGUUCUCUUCUUUCUCGACGCCAUACGUGAAAUGAAGAAGUAUUCCAGUCCAGAUGAAUCUACGCACCAGCAUCUUGAUGCCGAAAUGCAGGUGAAUAUGCGCCUUUUCAGAGCUCAGAGGAAUUUUUACAUAUCAGGAUUUGCUCUGUUCUUGUCACUGGUAAUUCGGCGACUUGUGUGCUUAAUGUCAAUGCAAGCAACGUUGUUGGCACAAAGUGAAGCUGCUAUGCAACAAGCGAGAUCAGCAACUACUACAGCUCAGAGUCUCAUGGCACAGAAUCAGACAAGCGCGGCACAGAACGACACGAACGAAGCCCAUGACAAGGAGGUGACAGAGCUGAAAAAGAAGCUUGCGAAGCUGGAGAGCGAUCUAGAACGCGAGAAGAAAGAUAAGGAGGCCAUUAAAGCUCAAGCACAGUCUGUUAGCACAGAAUAUGAUCGUCUAAAUGAAGAAUUUCGUAAGAUGCAAGCCAAGGUAGACGUUGCUUCUGGUGAGCCGAAGAAAGAUGCUUAACUUAACGUGUUUUUGUGUUGUGCACACACAGCAUUGAAUAUUUGUUGUAUAUACUGCUAUUCUUUAUGUUUGAGAGAGAUUUUAGUAUGUUAUGGCAGAUUUUCAUCUAAAAUGCAAAUUUUCCUCCACUUUGAUUUCAUGGUUUCAGUGUUAACCAGAAAAAAAAAUCAUUCUAUUGUGUUGACGUUUCCUAUUCAUCAAACAUUGUGUAGUCAUGUGCUGCCAGUACUUUGCAUUAAAGUACAAG
Messenger RNA from Schistocerca piceifrons (Central American locust), 1082 nucleotides. RefSeq names its product B-cell receptor-associated protein 31. Gene Ontology annotation, biological process: endoplasmic reticulum to Golgi vesicle-mediated transport; intracellular protein transport. Lineage: Eukaryota; Metazoa; Arthropoda; Insecta; Orthoptera; Acrididae. Gene Ontology annotation, cellular component: endoplasmic reticulum; endoplasmic reticulum membrane. Bases 146 to 835 code for a protein of 229 amino acids. The record is from RefSeq and is a predicted model, not a curated record. The transcript has a single exon.